Molecule: messenger RNA, 1458 nt
Organism: Ruditapes philippinarum (Manila clam)
Lineage: Eukaryota; Metazoa; Mollusca; Bivalvia; Venerida; Veneridae
Product: adhesion G protein-coupled receptor B2-like
Exons: 10
Coding region: 13-1410 (465 amino acids)
Molecular function (GO): calcium ion binding
Source: RefSeq, a predicted model, not a curated record
ACACAACUUUGUAUGCCUUCACCAUGUGCAAACGGAGGUUGGAGUGACUGGACGUCAUGGAGUUCAUGCAGUGCAACUUGUGGCGGAGGAAUAAGGUCUCAAACCAGGUCAUGCUCGAAUCCUUCCCCAUCAUCAUACGGACAAUAUUGUGUAGGAUCAAAUGACAGAGUGGAGUCGUGUGCUAAAAAUAACUGCGUUCAUGGCGGAUGGAGUGAUUGGUCAAAUUGGGGCUCGUGCUCAGUAACAUGUGGCAUGGGCUUGCAACGUCGCACGAGGACAUGUUCUAAUCCACCGCCAAUUCUCGCUGGAAAUCAUUGUUUCGGAGACAGAUCUGAAACACAACUUUGUAUGCCUUCACCAUGUGCAAACGGCGGUUGGAGUGACUGGACGUCAUGGAGUUCAUGCAGUGCAACUUGUGGCGGAGGAAUAAGGACUCAAACGAGGUCAUGUUCGAAUCCUUCUCCAUCACCAUACGGACAUUAUUGUGUAGGAUCAAAUGACAGGGUGGAGUCGUGUGCUAAUAAUGUCUGCGUGACGAAUUAUUGUUCGGCCAGUCCAUGUGUACACGGUCAAUGUUAUGACGUUUCUAAUGAUUUUCUUUGUUACUGUGACCAUGGUUAUGAGGGACGUUACUGUAAUAUAUCGUAUUAUUACUGCAUGUCAAAUCCGUGCGAUCAUGGGAGCUGCGUAUCUGGUUUUAUCGACUACAAAUGCAACUGUUUUGAAGGAUAUGUUGGAAGAAACUGUGACCUCCUGAAUGCCACAGACUGUUACGAUAUACUUUAUAAAAGAUUGGCUAGAGGAAGUGGAGUUUAUAACGUCACCUUACGGAGAUCUAAACUUGUAAAAGAAAUAUACUGCGACAUGGAGACAGAUAAGGGUGGUUGGACGGUGUUUCAAUAUCGAUUCAACGGCAGCGUUGAUUUCUAUAGAAACUUUAGUGAUUAUGAGAGAGGAUUUGGAUCUUUAGACGGUGAAUUUUGGUUAGGCCUUGAAAACAUCUAUGAAAUGGUUUCCCGAGGAAAAACAGAGUUGAGGCUGGAUCUGACGGCAGCUGACGGAACAUCUGUAUACGAAACAUUUCAGAAUUUUAGACUCGGUGAAAUGCCGUAUUAUACUCUUCAUAUCGACCAGGGUGUGGGAACUGCAGGCGAUGACUAUGGUAUAUCAUAUCACAAUGGUAACCGUUUUUCAACUUUCGACAUGGAUCGUGAUGAAACCAGCAGAAAUUGCGCUAUGACCGACCAUGGUGGAUGGUGGUAUAACAGUUGUGCUCUAGCAAAUCUAAAUGGUGAAUAUGUUACUCCUGGUACACAACGACCUGUCGAGUCGCAAGGUGGGAUGGUAUACUACUCAUUCAAAAGCUGGGAAUCACUAAAAGUCUCCAAAAUGAUGUUCCGGCGGAUAUGAAUGAAUCCUGGUCUGAUUUAGUGAGAAUAAAUGUUAUUUCCAAACUUU